Messenger RNA from Schizophyllum commune H4-8, 1884 nucleotides. Its product is annotated as kinase-like protein. Gene Ontology annotation, molecular function: protein serine/threonine kinase activity; ATP binding. The transcript has 2 exons. Gene Ontology annotation, cellular component: cytoplasm; autophagosome. Lineage: Eukaryota; Fungi; Basidiomycota; Agaricomycetes; Agaricales; Schizophyllaceae. The coding region runs from base 390 to 1691 and encodes 433 amino acids. The record is from RefSeq and is a predicted model, not a curated record. Gene Ontology annotation, biological process: peptidyl-serine phosphorylation; autophagosome organization; protein autophosphorylation.
CUCAUACUGCUCCCUCACAUACGCUGCGAUGGACCUUCAUCGUGAAUCUUCUUGGAAUAACACUACCCUUCUGCUCGAACAGAGAGAAUAACGAGCCGAAGAAGCGCACGGGGGCGCCACCGAGACAUCUUCGUCAGGGCUGAACACCCGCCCCGCCCUCGAUCUUCCGCAGGUUCCAGUUGCGCUUGCUCAGUCUCCCAUCAUGAAGCCAAGACAACUCACUUCUCCUUAACACCAUGGCUGUAUAAGACGCGCACAGCCUGGUUUGCGGGGGCUUGUACUCUUCAACCCUCAAGUCGCUUCAUACACAUCACUAUACAGAAGGGUCUACCCACAACCACCCAGCAUACCCCGACCAUCAGCUGCCCCGCAAUCGCAUUCGCAUCGUCAUGAGCUAUAACGACACCUUCAAAACGUUCCCCCGAUCAAGAUUUAUCUGGAACGAGUACGAUCGCAUAGGCAGCGGCUCUAAUGGCACCGUCACCAAGGCCGUAGACCGCGACUCUGGCCGCGUUAUUGCGCUCAAGUUCCAGCGCCGCGAUCGACGACCAGGAGCUCCCGUCCUUCGACAGCAAAGAAACGAGCACAUCAUCCACGCCACCCUCAGCGAUCACCCCCACAUCGUCACCCUUAUCGACACCUUCGUCAACGAAAGUCAUGUCAUCACCGCCAUGUCGAUAUGCAAGGGCGGCGACCUCUUUGCCGCCAUCUUCAAGGACCACUUUCGCCUGCGCGUCGACGAGCUCAAGGACGGCUUCCUCCAGCUUAUCAGCGCGCUCGAGUUCAUGCACGACAACGGCAUGUACCACCGCGACCUUAAGCUCGAGAACGUGCUUCUCUGCGAGGACAUGGAGACCUGGAAGAUCGCCGACUUCGGAUGGGCGACCACGAACGAGAUGACGGAGGAGCCAGGCCUGGGCAGCACCUUCUAUCGCAGCCCGGAGAUUUUGCGCGGGCACUAUUACAACCGCGACGCUGACAUCUACGCGCUCGGCAUGAUCUUCUUCGUCGCCGUCGCGCAGUGCAAGCCGUGGUCACAGCCCAGCAGGCGAGACGUCGACUUCCGCUUGUACCUCAGCCAGGGGCCCGCGUUUCUGCAAUCCGUCGCUUGCGUCUCGGACGUGUUCAGCGGGUUCGUGGGCCAAUUCCUGACCGCGGAUCCGCUCGACCGCAUCACCCUUGUCGAGGCGGAGCGCGAGCUGGAUUCGAUGAACUCUAUCCACCUACGAUGUAUGCCUGCCGGCUUCCUUGAAGCGCCCCGCGCACCCCCACGCCCGCCUCGUAGCGCGGCCCGCAAGGCUGGCCAGCCUUCAUCACUUCCGAUGCCCUCCCUCGUCCGCACCACUUCGGUCGACACAUGGAGUGCAAGCUCGUCUAUCGAGCAGCCUUCUACACCCCCAGCGACGCCGCCUUCGACUUCUCCCGCCUCUGAGCCCGCCCCCGAGAAGGGUUUGCGGCGGACGCCGGCCAUCCGGCGAGCACCGGCGAUCCUCCCGGACGACUUUAUGGCCACAGGAUAUAUGGCGACACCGUCGAAGGUCAUCGUGCACGAGGAGCGCGUGCAGCAAAAGCUCGGGCUGCGGAGUCGCGUUGGGGCGACUCUGCGGCGCGCGAUACAGAGUCUCCAGGGCAGGAGAGCGACCUUCAGCUCCUUCAGCUUGCGCGGGUCGGAGUCGGGGGUUGCAUGUUGAUGAGGAAUCGUCGCUUACUUUCCUGUGUACGUUUACGACCUGAUUUGUGGGACUAUGGAUUAUUGGAAGGAUCGGAUGCGCAUCAUGUACUCCUACUAUCACCUUCGACACCACGGACAUCACCAUGCACUAUGCACCCCUAUUCUACUGUACUGCUGCCUUGAGCAAUAAUCAGAUUUUCUUCUGCUGCUCA